CUAAGAAAAUUUAUAUAUUGCAUGCCAAGAGUCUUGCCCUACCCUACUUUCCCCACACCCCUACUUCCAAGGCCUAGCCCUACCCCGUACUUGCCCUACAGCCCUACACUGAAUGCCUUGCCCUACCCCCUACUUGCCCUACACCCCUCCUGACAAUCUCAGCCCUACUGCCCUACAAGGGCAGUAGGGGUGUAGGGCAAUAUGCCCAUCUAUGAUGUGAACAAACUUUACUCUUCGUUCACAAAUUGUGAAUCACAAUUGUGAAACCAAUUUCUAGCUUCCACUAUUUACAAGAGUUAAAACUCUCGUAGUUUAUUGUGUCUGACGCCACAUGAUAUUCAGCCCUUUGUGCUUAUUGACAUCACACUUAAACCCAUCUUGGGGGAGUCUGGCCCUGACCUAUCAUCACUAAAUCUACAAUAUCGAAUUAUGUCGUCAGCCGGAAGAAUCGCCUUAUCCAUGUCCCUCAAUGCACGAUUAACGACACGAACCGUUUCCAGAACAUCCUUGCAGCAACUCCAACCAUUUAUUUCGGCUCAAAUUUCUCCUCAUAAUCACGCUUUUACUGCAAUUAAUUUAAACCGUCAAAUAAGGUUGAAAUCUUCAACUGCUACCAGCAGUGAUAGUACCACCACCCCCAAAACAGAAGACGGGUUCGAAGACUUGGAUAAACCAAUUAAAUUCACAACUUCCAAAGCUGCAUUAUGGAGAGCGUUGGACACACAUGGCGGAGGCGUUCAAUUUGACACCCCUUCCUACCAACCGUACGUCGUAACGGGUAGCGUGGCAAUUUUUCUCUUGUACUUUCUCGUCCUUAGAGAAGAGAACGACAUUGACGAAGAAAUGAAGCGACCCCUCUGGGAAAGAGUUCCCAGUUUAGAGAGACAACAACUGGAAACAUUGAUAAAGUAUAAUCGUGAACAUAACCUACCCACCCAAGAUCUGAACGAUCGAUUGAAAAUUGUGAAGGAGAAACAAAUCCAAAUGAGGAAAGAUGCCGGCAUUACCACGUAGUUUAAGCAUUCUUAUCAAGUAGCUUUUUUAUUUGCUGUUAACCUUUUGUAAAUAAUUCCGACUAGUCAUGAUCAUGAAUGAAAUGCAAUAAAUCGUUCUUCAAAUAAGAAACUGAAA
Messenger RNA from Folsomia candida, 1131 nucleotides. RefSeq lists its product as uncharacterized. The transcript has 2 exons. Lineage: Eukaryota; Metazoa; Arthropoda; Collembola; Entomobryomorpha; Isotomidae. The coding region runs from base 430 to 1014 and encodes 194 amino acids. The record is from RefSeq and is a predicted model, not a curated record.